AUGAAGUUCUUCAAACUCGCUGCCGCGGCGGCGCUUGCCCUGCUGGGCAACUCUGCAGACGCAGCAUCGACUUUCUCGCCCGCGCGGCCGCCCGCCGUGCCCCUGGCGGUUCGGUCGCCAUACCUCAAUGUCUGGCUCAAUGGCAAGCGGGACGGCAGCCCUAGCGGCUACCUCCCCGGAAACUGGCCCGUCUUUUGGUCACAAUACAUCCAAGGUUGGCAGGGCUUCAUCAGGGUCGACGGCCACGUGUACAACUGGAUGGGCAACGCACCCGGCGGUGACGGUCUUGUGAAUCAAACGUCGCUCGAGUACACGUCUACUCGCAGCGUCUUCACCUUCAAUGUCGUCGACAAGGUGGAAAUGAUGGUCGAGUUCCUCAGCCCUGUGUACCCCGAGGACCUUCGACGCCAAUCGGUCACGUCAUCAUAUAUCAACAUUUCUGUCAAGUCUCUUGACGGCAAGACGCACUCUGUCCAGAUUUACUCUGACGUCUCUGGAGAAUGGGCUUCGGGAGACAACUCCCAGGUGAUCCAGUGGGAGAGCGUCGCCAAGGAUGGCGUUAGAUAUCACAAGUUUUGGCGCAAGGAGCAGCAAAAGUUUACCGAGCAGAAUGAGGUCGCCGCCUGGGGCAACUGGUACUGGGCCACAGGAGACCAGCGCGGCGUCAGCUAUCAGAUUGGUUCGGACGGGGAUGUUCGUGGCCAGUUCUUGAAUAAGGGAUAUUUGACCGGCGAGAUCGACACAAACUUCCGCGCGGUCCGAGACCGAUGGCCCGUCUUCGGCCUUGCGCGCGAUCUCGGUUUCGUCGCAGGUACCGCCAAGAGCACCCUCUUCACCAUCGGCUUCACGCAAGAUGAGGCCAUCAACUUCCAGGGCAAGGAGGACAACACCCGCAGCGUGCCGGCACUGUGGAAGGAGUACUUUAAUGAGCAGGACCUUGUCACGUUCUUCUACAAGGACUUUGACUACGCAUCGCACUACGCCAACCGCCUGGACUUGCGCAUCGCCAGGGACUCAGAGGCCGCUGCUGGACGCGACUACGCCACCAUCACGACUCUUGCGGUGCGCCAGGUGUUCGGGGCGCUGGCAUACACCAACACUAAGGACUCGCCGCUUGUGUUCCUCAAGGAGAUUAGCUCCAACAGCGACAUCCAGACGGUCGACGUCAUCUUCCCGGCGUUCCCCAUCAUGCUCUACCUGAAUCCCGACAUGAUCAAGUGGACGCUUGAGCCCCUGCUCGAGAACGGCCGCUACCAUUAUCCCAACAGCUGGGCGCAGCACGACCUCGGCACGUUCCCGAAUGCCGUCGGACACCCCAAGGGUGACGACGAGCCCAUGCCCCUCGAGGAGUGCGGCAACAUGGUUGUCAUGAUGCUCGCGUAUGCCCAGAGGAAGCACAACGACCAGUACCUCGCCGACAACUGGGACCUGCUCGAGAAGUGGGCGGGAUACCUGAUUGAAGACGCCAAGAUCCCCGCGAACCAGCUGUCAACGGACGACUUUGCCGGUCACCUUGCGAACCAAACCAACCUCGCCAUCAAGGGCAUCAUCGCGCUCGAGGCCAUGUCCCAGAUUGCCAAGAAGACGGGACACAAGACGCACGCAGCCAACUACACCGAGAUCGCUCACGAGUACCUUGAGUUCUGGACAAACCACGGCAUCAACCACAACGCCGAGCCCAAGCACACGGUGCUGCAAUACGACAACCCCGAUACCUAUGGCCUCCUGUACAACGUCUACUCCGAUAAGGUGCUUAACCUCAACUUCAUCCCUCAGGAGAUUUACGACAUGCAGAGCGACUUCUACCCUACGAUCGAGAACGAGUACGGUGUCAUCCUCGACACGCGCGGCACGCUCACCAAGCUCGACUGGGAGAUGUGGGCCGCUGCCGUGGCCAAGCCGGAGACGCGCUACAUGUUCAUCUCCAAGAUUGCCAGCUGGAUCAACCGCACGACCACGUGGCGCGCCUAUACCGAUCUGUAUGACACCAAGGACGGCGGCUACCCGCGGGGCAUCGAGUUCACGGCGCGACCGGUGCAAGGCGGUGUCUUUUCCAUCCUUGCGCUCAAGGCAUGA
Molecule: messenger RNA, 2076 nt
Organism: Purpureocillium lilacinum
Lineage: Eukaryota; Fungi; Ascomycota; Sordariomycetes; Hypocreales; Ophiocordycipitaceae
Biological process (GO): carbohydrate metabolic process
Source: RefSeq, a predicted model, not a curated record